GUUGAACACCAUUGCCGUUUACAUAGCUAAUCCUCACAAUCAAUCCAAACUCCAAAACAGCUCUCAACCUUUCACAAACAUGCGCAGGAGCAAUGGCUGCAUUCCCUGCAAAGUACGCCGCAAGAAAUGUGACGAAGCAAAGCCAUCCUGCGCUGCCUGUAUUCGAAAUCACCUUAUCUGCGCGUGGAAUGAUUCAUCCACACGUGCACACAAAUGCACAGCGCCUGCUACUGUUCUGCGAGGGAGGACUACUAGAGACUAUAUUCCCUAUGCACGCCUACUCCCUCAAUCACAACAUCGGCCAUACCCGCAAGCAACCACCGAGUUUACCAUCACUCCCGGGGAAGAUCCGCAUUCUGUAGUCCAGGGCCUUGGAUCCCUACACCCUCAACUGAGCCGUGAUCAAACUGGCUUCCUCUACUCCUUCUUUCUACAUAAAGCGGCCCAAGCCAUAUCUAUUCGAGACAAGGCUUCGAAUCCUUUCCUUCAUGUUCUGGCCCCUGUGGCAAUGCAGUCUGACAUGGUGCUGCAUUCUCUUCUCGCCUUCAGUGGAGUUAUAUACCUCCAAAGCUACUCACAGGCUGUCGCACAUGCUGUCUGGGAGCAAUACGCGCAAGCGCUGCGGAGCCUGAAGCAUAACCUGACAAGGUACGCGCAGGGCCGAAAGGAUCUGGCUAUCCUAUUAUUGGUCACAUGUCUCCUACUCUGCGCCUCGGAGGUCAGCUACGGCGAUACGCACGAUCACGCUUUCCGACAUUUAGAAGCUGCCCAGAACCUCAUUUCCGUCGCUGGGGCUCACUGCUCGAGCACGACACUCUUCUGCUUUGCCGCUGAGAUAUACUCAUACAUCAUGGCUUUGCUGCCGACCAGCUCGGCCGAGCCCCCACAACACAUCAUCGGCGAUGUUCGAUUCUUCUUUCGGGCUAUCGCGCAACACCGCACGCCCUUGGUUGGAGUGCUCUGUGGGAGUGCGUUCAGCUUGUUCCAGCUCAUUCCGGACGUAUAUGAGGUAUCCACCGCCGUACAUGACACCAUCCACGACGGUCAUACCGUACCGAUCGAUAUAUUUCUGUCCAGACAGCAUCUGCACUCCAUCGUUCAGUCCUGGGCGCCGGAAACAGAUGAUAUAGAUGGAGCGCGCAGCGGGCUGAUUUACCAACUUGCGCUUCUUGCGCUCUUGGAUAUGUCACCGACAGACGAUCAAGCAAUUCGCGAGGGUUCCUUGUCGUACAGACGCCAACUCAUCGCCGAAACAAUCCAGCUGCUCCGGCUCCUCCCUGUGGAAUCAAACCACACAACUGUCCUCUGCUGGCCUCUGGCAGUACUGGGAAGGUAUGCACAGGAUGCGCAGCAUCGCGAGUUCAUCCGAGACUAUCUUUCUCGGAUGGCGGCAAAGUAUAACCAUGCCAAUAUGUACCAAACCAUCGAUCUCCUGCAGCUCAUAUGGAACGUCCGGACCUGA
Molecule: messenger RNA, 1462 nt
Organism: Aspergillus novofumigatus IBT 16806
Lineage: Eukaryota; Fungi; Ascomycota; Eurotiomycetes; Eurotiales; Aspergillaceae
Product: Zn(II)2Cys6 transcription factor
Exons: 1
Coding region: 80-1462 (460 amino acids)
Biological process (GO): positive regulation of transcription by RNA polymerase II
Cellular component (GO): nucleus
Molecular function (GO): DNA-binding transcription factor activity, RNA polymerase II-specific; zinc ion binding; transcription cis-regulatory region binding
Source: RefSeq, a predicted model, not a curated record